CACAAACAACAUGGUGGAUCAGCUGUUUUCAUUUUUUGUGAGCCCGAAAUUGUUUUUAUAAAAAGACGCACUGUUAUGGUCACAUAGCCAUGUGUGAAUUAAAAUGGGCUCAAUCGCAUCGGUGCUGCAAUGGCAUUGUCAGGCGUGCGGUCAAAUCAACCCAACGGAGAGUGUGAAAUGUUUGAAAUGUGGUAUAAAGAGAGUAUCUGGUCAUGACAGUGAGAUUACUAAACGUUAUUGCACCGAUUCCUCUUCUGAAUACGCAUCGCGGACCGAGAAGAGCGGCGGAACGACUCCUGGCUCAGAGGCAAUCGUCAUACCCACUACAAACAAUUUCAAUAGUGGAUGGUCGUGCGUCGGGUCGGCGCCGCUUGCGAGCCGCGCGUGGCGCUGCGGCUGCGGUCUGCGCAACGUGUCCGCUUCGUGGCGGUGUGCGGCCUGCGACAAGAUCGCGCCCCAUGCUCCUGUUUACAGAUUGUCUGAUGACGAGGAGCAAUCUUCAGGGAUGACUGACAAGGAAAAGUCUGACCAAGACCACAGUAUGAUAAGAUCCAAUACACUAGCAGUCCCGUCUUAUAAACCCUCGUCAAGUUAUUCCGGCGGUCGCCCUCUGAACCUCGACGUGCAAUCCCUCCGUUUGUCUCCCACUCAGAUAACCGACCAUGCGCAUGGAGUGACCAGAUCUCUGUCUCACGGCUCAGUGAUCAACUCGCAGCACAAGUGGUGGAACGUAGAGGAGACCAGAGGCACUAUAAAUAGGCCCACAAGUCUUCUAGUCUCAGAGAGGUACGGAACCUCGUCGUGUACGCCGAGGGAGUCUUUCCUGAGAAGCCUUCACACGGUCACGAGGCGGCCCAAGAAGUGUAACGAGAGCAAAUCUAAUUGGGAGUUGAAUUACGUAAAAAAGUAUCAAAGGGAGCAGAGCAGAGCGUUACAUUUGAAGAAGUGGGCGUGCAGUAAAUGCACGUUAGAGAAUUCGGGGAUACGCACCCAUUGUGAGGCGUGCCUGUCGCCGAGGAUUUCUCCGUUAUCGCGUAUAUCGAACACUAGAGGUCUAAGUGUGACUACGUUGGGCAGGCACGAGACGUUGAGCGGCAGAGAUGGGGCGACUUCGUUACCGACGUCCGGUGGUAUUAUGAUCACCGUCCCAGAUUGGCCGCAGUCUACGAAUUUGGGGGAUAAUUUCCAGAGGUCGAUCAGCGCACAGAACUCACCGGAAACCCGACCGACGUAUCGCCGAUCGUUUUCUGAACAGAACAACGAGAACCGACCGGUCGGGAAAGUUAUAUCGAGUAGACGGAGUCUAAACGACUACCAGAGAUCUUUGGCAAGUUAUUGUGGAACGCUGACAAAGCCUGAAGAACGGGGGUCCGACAAAAAAGAGGAUGCGACAGAACUGAUUGACAAAGAAUGCAGUUGGGACACAAACGCGGAAGGUGUUAUUUACGCGUUGCCGAACAAGGGAAAGUACAAGGAUCUGAAUCUCCAGUUGCAAGUGAACAAUAACGGGACGCGGUACUCCUACGUUUCUGUGCAAGACACGAAGACAGUGAUGAGCAAUUCUCAAAAUGAAGUGGUGUAUUCCAAUGACAUAGGGGAAGGGGAUUACGCCAGGAUCGACGAGCUGUUGGGCGCGGAAAACUGUAUAUCCCCUGUGGGGGAGAGUAAUAUAAGGACGUCGCACAUCGGUGCGUCGAAAGAGCCGGGUAAAGUGUACCACAUGCUGCCCUCGAUGGGCAAGGUGUCGCAUAACCCCCGCGAGUCGUCUAAAGUGCCUUCUAUGCAGCAAUCUUCGCGUGAGAGCGGCGCCGCGCGCAUGUGGCAGUGCAGCGAGUGCUGGUUCGCGUACAACGUGUGGGGCGCGCGCUGCGACGUGUGCCGGAGCGCGCGCCCGCCGCACGCCGUCACUCUGGCGCCGCCGCCCGAGCGGGAGCAGCCCAGGACCAGGAACAACUCAGCUUCAGAAGCGAGUGGACCCAAGCCUGAGUUGAACCGCAAUGAGCCUCCCAAGAAGUUAACAGUACCGAUCGCCUCUUUGGACCACGACCUCAACAGUGAUGAGCUAUUGUUUGCUGUUGACUCCACCCCUACGCCGAGCGCGGACGCGUUGACGUGGACGUGCGCGCGCUGUACGCUGGUCAACGAGUCCGCUGCGAGCGCCUGCGCCGCGUGCGCCGGCUCCAGGCCCUCGCCGCACACGCACUGGUCAUGCAGUUCGUGUACGCUACGGAACCCGUUGUCAGCGAGCCUGUGCCUGGCGUGCAAGACGCCGCCGGUGCCCAAGCAUGGUGUCCCCAGCUCUUCUGCCGACGCAGCCCAUGGGGCUGCAGUCGGAAGAAGCCCUUCGCGACACACCCCGGCACCUCGCCGAGCGGCGUCGCGACACAAAACCCCACCCCCUGAACACAAAUCAGAGACAACAGAGUGGCCGUGCUCGGAGUGUACAUUCGUGAACGCGGGCGCGGCGCUCGCCUGCGACAUGUGCCAGUCACCCAAGACCCGGCUACUGCCCGCCGCGCCCGACCAGCCUAGCUUGGACGACGACGAUUCGCCGGAAGGAUCAGACGGGGAGAGACAAGAGAGUACUCCGAUGGAGAUACUUCGGCUCAGAGAAGAGAGUCACGCUUGGACGCAGUGGCAGGAGGUCUUGGCUCAGUGCGCUGCGACAGGAGACAUGUAUGUAGACGAGUCGUUCCCCGCGGCUCCUCGCUCGCUCUACUACAGCGGGUCGGGGGGUUCGGGCGAGCCUAGUGGCGGCGCCGGCGGGGCCGGUGCUGCCGCCAGGUGGCUUCGGCCGCAGCACAUCCAUGUAGACGCUGAUCCCAGGUUACCCUGGGUGGUGUUCAGAGAUCCGCGGCCUUCGGAUAUAUCGCAAGGUGUUUUAGGCAACUGCUGGUUGCUAUCAGCCCUCGCAGUGUUGGCGGAGCGCUCGGCCCUCGUCCGCAGUGUGGUGGUGCGGGCUGAGCCGGCCCGGGGCGCGUAUCAGCUGCGACUGUGCAAGGACGGUCGCUGGCUGACGGUCACCCUGGACGACCUGCUGCCUUGCAACCGGAAGGGGCAUCUGGUCUACUCUCAGGCAAAAAGGAAACAGCUGUGGGUGCCCCUCAUAGAAAAAGCAGUUGCAAAAUUACAUGGAUGCUAUGAAGCUUUAGUUUCUGGAAGAGCCAUUGAAGGGCUUUGCACAUUGACGGGGGCUCCGUGCGAGUCAGUGUCCCUCCAAGCCGGGGGCGCCGGCGGCGGCACUGGUGGCGGAGCACCCUUGGAGCAGCUGGACCGGGACCUGGUGUGGGCCCAGCUGUUGUCCUCGAGACAGGCCUGCUUCCUUAUGGGGGCUAGCUGUGGGGGUGGCAAUAUGAAGGUGGACGAGGAGGAGUACCAGCGGCUAGGGCUGCGGCCCCGCCACGCGUACUCCGUGCUGGACGUGGCGGAGGUGGCGGGCUACAGCCCCCCCCUGCGCCUGCUGCGGCUGCGCAACCCCUGGGGGCACUACACGUGGCGCGGCGCCUGGGCGGCCAACUGCCCGCGCUGGACCGACGCGCUGCGGCGCGCGCUGCCGGCCGCCAGCGCCGACCGCGACCAGGGCGUCUUCUGGAUCAGCUUCGACGAUGUACUCAAAUACUUCGACUGCAUAGACAUCUGCAAGGUGCGCGUGGGCUGGCACGAGGUGCGGCUGGCGGGCAUCCUGCCCCCCAUGUCGUCCACUCGCCAUCUGACGUGCUUGCUGCUCACUGCCACGCAGCCCACUGAGGUGGACUUCACGCUGUUCCAGGAGGGACAGAGGAAUUCAGCAAAAAGUCAGAGGUCGCAACUAGAUCUGUGCGUGGUCGUGUUCAGAACUAAAUCCGGUCCUAGUGCACAAGUGGGAAAACUUGUGGCACACAGCAAAAGACAAGUAAGAGGUUUUGUGGGUUGCCACAAAAUGCUAGAAAAAGGCUUCUACCUGGUGGUAUGCCUGGCAUUCAACCACUGGCACACUGGCUUGGAACUGGCAGAUAGCUCCGCUUGGCCGCGCCAUGUGUUGGCAGCGCAUUCCUCCAAACCCCUGGCUGUGGAGAGACCUUCGCUGCACCCCCACAUCCUGGCGGACGCCAUCAUUGGCCUGACCUUGGCUAGAGGUCAACGGCAUGAAGGCAGACAGGGGAUGACUGCUUAUUAUUUGACUAAGGGCUGGGCGGGCCUUGUGGUGAUGGUUGAGAACAGACACACAGACAAGUGGAUCCACGUGAAGUGCGACUGCCAGGAGAGCUACAACGUGGUCUCCACCCGCGGGGAGCUCAAGACCAUCGAUUCCGUGCCUCCGCUGCAUAGGCAAGUAAUAAUAGUGUUAACGCAACUGGAAGGCAGCGGCGGCUUCUCGAUAGCGCACCGCCUCACGCACCGCCUGGCGGCCGGCGCGCGCCUGCAGGACUGGGCGCCGCGGCCGGACGACGCGCCGCGCCACCGCCCGCCGCUCGCGCGCCGGCUCAGCGGCCUGCACGCCCCGAGACUCAUCACGUAGGACCGGGACUCGGCACGUAGCACCGGGACUCGGCACGUAGGAUCGGGACUCAUCUAGGAGUGACUUGAGACUCAUCACUGUUUUCUGUGCUAUACACGGACUAUGGGGAAUUCAUCAUCAGUUUUGUUUGUGUUCCAAUACCUUGUAAGAAACUUCUUUGGGCUGGUCCUGUGAUCUAAUAAUGUUUUCUGUACACACUCAAACAAACUUCAUUGGGCUGGAACACCCGCCGUUCGCACGGAGGCUUGCACGCCCGAGACUCAUCACGUAGGACCGGGACUCAUCUAGGAGUGAGAUUCGUUGAUUGUGUUUUCUUUGUACCAACAUCUUCGAAGAAAGUUCAAGGAGUGAUAGAGACUGUCGGGGCUCGGACUAUCGGGACUCAUCACCUAGAAAUUACAAGACUCAUCACUGUUUUCUGUGCUCCGUAAAGAAAUUUCAAUAGGCUGUAACACCCGCCGCUCGCACGCAGGCUUAGCUGGUAGCAUGCUUCGUGACUCUUCACGUAGGACUGAGACUCAUGACGUAGGACCGGGACUCAUGUAGUGACUGAGACUCAUCACUGUUUUCUGUGCAAUACACUGACUAUGGGGAUUUAUCAUUUAGGUGGGACCGAGACUUAUCACUGUUUUAUUUGUGUUCCAAUACCUUCUAAGAGACUUCUUUGGGCUGGUCCUGUGAUGUAAUAAGUUAUGGAAAAAUAAGUUUUGGAAGUAUAGGUGUGACACAUUACUGUUUUCUGUGCUGUAAUUACACUCAUUUGAAGUAACUUCAUUGGGCUGGAACACACGCAGGCUUAGCGGCCUGCACGCCCCAAGACUCAUCACGUAGGACCGGGACUCAUCACGUGAGACCGGGACUCAUCUAGGAGUGAGAUUCGUUGAUUGUGUUUUCUGUGUUCCAAUAUCUUCGAAGAAAGUUCAAGGACGGGUUGAAACACAUCACUGUUUUCUUUGCUUCAAUAUACUUGAAGAAACUUCAUUGGGCUGGGACUAACGGGAUUUAACAUGUAAAUCAUGUUUUAUGUGCAAUUUCCUGGAAAGCUUAUGUUAAGAUUAUGGCCUAAAACUUAUCAACUUAUCAAUACUUAAUUUUAAAUGAAGGGUUGUUUCAAUAAUAUAAAGCCCAAGAACGUUGGAAUACUUAAGAGGUCCUAUUUACUAGCCAUUUUAUUGUGGACAGACUUUAAAAGUGAUGGUAAAAGUUACACACACGCUACCUAGACCAUCUAGGAAAAUUUAUAAUUUUCAAUUAGGAUUUACUUUAAUUUGUUGAAUAACCAUGCUAGACUGCAGAGCGUAUAGAUAUUAGGCCGGAGAAUGUAGAAAUAAAAAUUGAGAAACGAUCAAAUGUGAUUUUGUAGUCUCUUCAUUCUCUUUCGUCUAAGAACGUGCGCUUUUUGAAAAGGCUUUUUAGAUAUGCCAGAAAGAAUAAGACGGUACUAAAUAAAUAGUUAAACGAUCGUGAUUACCAAAAUCCCAGUGAUUACUAUUAGCACCCAAAAAUAAAGAUGUUUAUACUGAUUAUUGUUUGCACCCAUGACGUUCCUCCUACUCAUGGGUGCAAACAGUAAUCAUUCUAUCAAUCCGAUUAUUAUUGCUCGCAUCUGUAAAGUGGUCAAUGUCAGAAGAAUAUUUUAAAUUUUGAGUAAUCAAAGAGAUAUUGUUGUUAUAUCGAAACACUAUAACGCCAAUGUGGAUUGUAGCUUACGUACUUGUUUUAAAGUUGAAUAUUCUGCAUUACUAUUUUACAUAAAUUGCGUUAAAAUGUUCAGAAUUUCGACUUUAAAUCACCUAUGUAUGUUUUUACUCUGACGACAUAUUGAUUCAAUUAACAUCGUUCGUCGUUGACAUAAAUUAUGUCAUAUAAAAUAUGAAAUUUCAUAUCUCAAAAUAUCGACAUUUGAAAGACACUGAAAAAACAAAUGCUAACUCAAGACUUUGUUUUCAUAUUUGAUAGACCACAAUGGUAUUUUUAAAGUAUAAAUAAAUAAGAUUGCAUAUAUACGUGUAGAAAUCACCGCAUGGGUUAUUUUUCGAGGAUACCUAGUCAUAAGCACAUCACUACUUCUAGUUUUUUAAGAUGUCAUUAAUUAUUAUUUAAUGUAUAAAUACUUUUAGGUGAUAUCAUCAUUUUAAAUGUGUAAUAAAAAUGAAUAGAUCUUUAAUACGUAGUGCGCUAUCGGUCGGGACUUAGGAAUGUUGAGUUAUAGAAAAUAUAAGUAAUGCAAUGUCGCUUCGUAGACGUGUAGUCGAUGUUAAGCUUACUGUACGAUUUCGCAGUAAUAUUAAUGCGAGGAUGUGUUAUUUUCCACAUUAAAAAGUACAGCCUACCAAUAGAAGUGUAUUUUGACAUUCCCAUUGACGUUUGCUAGCGGCGUUUUAUAUAAAUAAAUCAAAUUCUUUAAAAGUUCAUUUUGAAAACAAAAAUGUUUCGUUUUCAAACAUUUCUUUUUAAAAUUAAUUUAAAAGUAUGAUAAAACUUUUAUCACAAUUUUGUAAUGCCAAAAAUCGAUUAAAAAUAAAAAAUACAUGCAUAUUUACUAAUGAAACAAACUAUGUAACAUCUUACUUUUAGUUUAAUAUUUAUGCAUAACGGAUACUGAAAAGAAAUGUUGAAUUAUUUCACUAAUAAUAAUAACUGGGCAAUAAGAAUUACUUUUAGAUUUCCGCAGGAAUCGUAUAGUAAGUAUGAAAUAACGAAUACACCUCUACAAAUUGAAAUUACGGUGAAAAUGAUUCGGGCUAUGUUCAAAUUAGUUAAAUGUAAGAUUUAUGUUUUCUUUAAUUACUGUAAGACGAGAAGAUAUUGUUGUUUUAAAAUAAUUUUUAUUUUGUUUAAGAGCGAACCAUGACACCAUAUUUUAUUUGUCUGUUCAACAUAAUUAUGUAGAAUCCAAAUGUACGCACUAUUUUUAAAGCUAUCAAUUAGAUUUGCAAUCGACAUUAUUUUCGAAGUUUUAAUUCUUCAUACAUGGACAAUGAAAUUUAUGUUUUCAGCCAUAAUGAAAUUCAGCCUUUAUAAUUAUUUGUAAAAAGCACAAAUUGUUAAGUGAAUUUUAUUUAUUUCAAAGUAUGUAAUUGAAAUUUUAAAAACGACUUAUUUUAAAUGAUUAUUAAGUGUACUUUUUAUAUUACUAUUUUUGAAUGAGGCAAUUUUACGAGAAAGAUUUUUUUUGUUUGGUGAUCCGAUUUAAGUCGUCUAUAUUUGAUUAAAAGAAAUAUUUUUUAUGAUCUGAUAUUUUAGUGACUAACUGAAAAACACUCGAAUAAUUUUCUUUAAUGAAUUACAUUUAUAAGAUUGUAAUUUAAUUGAGACGAACUGUUAAUACGUAGAAGAGUAGAUUUGCAACUUCUCUUUAAUACUCGAUUUUAAUAUGCAUUUUUGAUUUAGCAAUGAAUUUGUAAUUGAUAAGAAAAAGAUUAAGUGAAAAUAUAAACAUAACAGCAUAGGUCUAUUCUGGCCUGUUUCACGGGUUCAUGGAUAUUGGAUAAUAAUUCUGCUUUCGGACGACUUCUAUUUGGAUUUGGAGUAGAUUGACUCUACUACAACUGUCUUGAAAAAGUAGAACAUCCAUAACAAAUGCUACAUACGUAGAGAAUAAUCUGGACAAUUACUUAUAUUUUAUAAAGACAAUUAUUUUAUGUUAAAUGAGAUAUUGCUUUAACAUAAAUGUAAUUUUAUGUAUUUAUAGAAGAUUUAGCGUUCCAUUCCAAUACUCAUUAUUUUUAUUGGUUGUUUGUUGAAAAUUAUUAUAUUUUUGUAUAAUUAUUUGAGUGAUAAACUAUACUUGCCACUAUUUUAUUACUACUUUACUAUUACUAUAAGUUUAAUGAAGGCUUGGCUUUUAUAUAAGUUGUCAGUUUUAUGUGUUUUUAAAAUAGGACUAUAUGAUGCAAUACCACCUGAUUGAUACCAACACAUCACCCUUUUGAUUCAUAAUAAUUUUAUACAAAAUGAAUUAAUUGAAAUUUUUGUUUGCAUUUCGCGUUGAAAUUUUAAGUUAUAACUGAUAUUGACGAAGUCAAAAAAAAAAAUGAAAGACAUAUUAUUGAUUAAUUUAAUUAUUUACAUUAAAUAAUAAUUUAUUUAUUUCUUAUUUCUUAAAAUUAAUGAAAUAAUUAUUAUACCCAGCUCGAACAAUAAAGGUACUCCUUUUAUCUCCUUUAUUAUUUCGAUAAACCAUGCUCUAAAUCUACUACAUUGGAUACUACAAUUUCUCUUUUCUUAGUUAAAAAAAACUAAGUGCUAACGCCCGUUAAGUUUUAGUAUUUGGCCUAAAACUCAUUUUCAUUGAUAUUAAUUCAUUGAUCAUUGAUAUUUUUAUUAUUAUUAUUAUUUCCUCGUUUUGUUUUUCAGUUAUUUAAUUAAUUUUUAACUCGAACAAUGGCACAAGAAUGCACAUAAUGAAAAUUGUUUAUGUGACAAAAAAGUAUUUCGAUUAUAGUAAAUAGCUUAGGAUGUUAGACAGUAUGUGCGGCACAAAAUAUUGAUAUUAUAGUUUAGUGAAUAUUUCUAAAUGUUUCAUAAUUUAAACUCUGUUUUCGAAUUUGAGACAACAUCGGUGACAGAUUUUUAUCUGCGAUCUUCUAACGAAAGCUAACGUAAUUAACGUCAAUUUACCUAGUGGCAGAGAUUUUUCGUUCUUACAAAUCAUUUUACAUGAUUAUUUCAAUGAAAUUAUGUUAUUUUUAACUCUACAUACAUUGAUUUCCAUCAGGUAACCCCAACCAAGAAUAAUUUUUCAAGUAAACAACGCGACGAAUAAUUGAAUUGUAUCAAUUUGUUAAUUUUCUGAUGGUUUAUGUACUGUAAGUUUGAUAUCCCAAAUUAUUGAAAUUUGUAACAUUGUUUACUAGAAAACCAAGUAAAGAAAACCUACGCCAGCCGUGUUGUAUUUACAAAAUGUUAUGGAUACAACACUAGUAACUUUUCUAUUUUAUUGUUCUGCUAAGACAUCACUCGUGGUUUGUGUCGCACACACGUUAGUUGUAAAUUUUCCAUCGGCACCUGUAAAAAUCCUUAUACACGAGCUCAUAAAGGUUAUAUAAUAAUUUGUAGCACGAGUGUGUAGAAAAUUAAAUGGUUAAUUAGUAAUUUGUACACAAAAAAAAUAAGCUUUUAUAAGACAAAAAAAAGUGUUGAUCGUUUAUUGGGAAGUUGUUUUUCUCACGGUUAAAUAUUAAGGGUUAUUUUUAUGUGUAUUGUGCCAUAAUCGAGGUCUAGAGGCCGUUUAGUUGCGCAACCGUUGCGCUAUCGUCGAGCAACUUUUAGUUGACGUUUUUGAUAUAAUAAAUAUUAUCCUAGCGGGCCUCUUAGAUUUGUUUUGUUUCUUGCUUCGUGUAUUCUGACAUUGUAUGAAAUAGUUGUUAAUAUUACAUCCACAUUACAUUAUAAUUGUUAAAUUGUAAACCACUGUUGUAAAAGGAUGCGAUAACUAAACGUUAUGACAGUUUACACUUGCGCGUUCGUGUUAAUUUUGCUGUCAAAAUUACGGAACAAUACAGAAUUAUGUAUGAUAUUUAUAAAGUAUUAUAAAACAAACUAUGGUUGUUUUAAAAUUACCUUGUAAUGGUUUACAAUAUAUUGCAAUAUUUAACUCAAAGUCUUGGUUACAACUGUCACAUUGUGUGAGUAAUUAUAUAACUGAAAUAUUUUUCUUAGUAAUUAUUAUUUUUGUGAUAUCAAUCAUUAAUAACAGCUAACUUUAAUAUGUAGAUAAUUUUAUAUUGUAGGUACUUUUCAGCAUCUCAAAUUCAUCACCAACUUGUAAAUGUGAUCAUGCAAAUUGUAUACUAGGAACUUGUGUAUAUUAAUGUGUUCACAUGAAAUAAAUUUAAGAAAUCUAAAGUAAUAUACUGAAGCAAGAAGCAAAAGCUUUAAGAUUUUUGAUAUCACAUUUUAUUUAUUGACUAUCUACUUGAAUUGUAGUGAGCUCAGAGUAAAGAUUAAGUCAUAGAGCACAUAAUUAUAAUUUACUGGAACUAUUUUCACAUUAAAUAAUUAAAGUAUUUAAAUUGUGUGAGAGCUAUUCAUCACUGUUAAAAUCCAUUGUAACCAAUUAUAAAAUAUGAUUUCUUUUUAUAAUCAUGAUUACCGUUUGCACCCUAUAGUUUAUAAUCAUGAUUACCCUUUUACUCGUGAUUACCAUUGACACCCACGAUUAAUGGUCGUGAUUACUGGUAAUAAUGUUCAUUGCUCAAUGCCGUAUGUUUACUCUGAGGUAGUAAGGUUGUUUUGUAGCAAAAAGACGCUUAUUUUACGUGUUAGCGGAUACGUGAAUGCAUGUUAUAUUACUUAAACAAUAAGGGAAUAAAAUUAUUUAAAUUUGA
Bicyclus anynana (squinting bush brown) is the source of this 10830-nucleotide messenger RNA. RefSeq names its product calpain-D (gene sol). The record is from RefSeq and is a predicted model, not a curated record. Gene Ontology annotation, cellular component: cytoplasm. Bases 104 to 4498 code for a protein of 1464 amino acids. NCBI's taxonomy places the organism in Eukaryota, Metazoa, Arthropoda, Insecta, Lepidoptera, Nymphalidae. Gene Ontology annotation, biological process: proteolysis. Gene Ontology annotation, molecular function: calcium-dependent cysteine-type endopeptidase activity. The transcript is spliced from 21 exons.